This is a messenger RNA of Carassius gibelio (silver crucian carp), 2608 nucleotides long. Its product is annotated as heparan sulfate 2-O-sulfotransferase 1. Bases 313 to 1377 code for a protein of 354 amino acids. The transcript has 7 exons. Lineage: Eukaryota; Metazoa; Chordata; Actinopteri; Cypriniformes; Cyprinidae. Gene Ontology annotation, cellular component: membrane. The record is from RefSeq and is a predicted model, not a curated record. Gene Ontology annotation, molecular function: heparan sulfate 2-sulfotransferase activity.
CGUCAAAACUGGUGACUGCGCAUGCGCACUGACACAACGUGCCGAUACUUCCCAGGAUUUAUCAACAAAUGAACGUACACUACAUCUGCUACAGCGAAGCAUAGUCGGAGCUGUCCCGAUUCAGUAAACAUACAUUUUACGCGGAACUGCUUUUCGUUGCGGUAGUAAGUGUCCACUGUAGUGUAGUUUUCUGAGAGUGUUUAUAUUCGACUGUAUAUGUAUCAUGGAAUAGCAGCACUGCUCUUCGCAUCCAUGAACUGAGUGUCAUAAAGUUCUCGGUCACGGCAUGACCUCUCUGUGGUGGAUUUUUUGAUGGGGCUUUUAAGAUUAAAGAUGCCGCCGAAGUUUCAGCUCCUGGCUCUGUUGGCUUUCGCCAUUACGAUGAUCUUUUUGGAAAACCAAAUUCAGAAGCUCGAGGAGUCACGGUGGAAGCUGGAGCGAGCCAUUGCCAGACAUGAGGUACGAGAGAUUGAGCAACGGCACAUUCAAGAGGGGGCGAAGGAGGCCCUGGUAGAGGAGGACGAUCUGGUGGUCAUCUACAACCGAGUGCCCAAAACAGCCAGUACCUCCUUCACCAACAUCGCCUACGACCUGUGCAACAAGAACCACUACCAUGUGCUGCACAUCAAUACCACCAAAAACAACCCCGUCAUGUCUCUUCAGGAUCAGGUACGGUUUGUAAAGAAUGUGACGUUAUGGAAGGAGAUGAAGCCUGCGUUCUACCAUGGGCAUGUUUCCUUUCUGGACUUCACCAAAUUUGGAGUAAAGAAAAAGCCUAUUUACAUAAAUGUUAUCCGGGACCCUAUUGAGCGCCUGGUGUCUUACUAUUAUUUCCUGCGCUUCGGGGAUGACUACAGACCAGGUCUGCGACGCAGAAAGCAAGGAGACAAAAAGACGUUUGAUGAGUGUGUAGCUGCUGGAGGAUCUGACUGUGCUCCAGAGAAACUCUGGCUCCAGAUUCCCUUCUUCUGUGGUCAUUACUCUGAGUGCUGGAACAUUGGCAGCAAAUGGGCUUUGGAGCAAGCCAAAUACAACCUGGUGAAUGAAUACAUGUUAGUUGGCGUGACAGAGGAGUUGGAAGACUUUGUGAUGAUGUUGGAGGCAGCCCUCCCUCGCUUUUUUAAGGGGGCCACAAAGCUCUUUCGGACAGGGAAGAAAUCGCACCUAAGAAAAACGAGCGAGAAGAAGCCCCCCACCAAAGAGUCUAUAGCCAGACUGCAGCAGUCAGACAUCUGGAAAAUGGAGAAUGAGUUUUACGAGUUUGCACUAGAGCAGUUCCAGUACGUUCGGGCUCACGCGGUGAGAGAAAAAGAUGGAGAACUGUACCUGCUGGCACAGAACUUUUUCUAUGAGAAAAUCUACCCAAAGACUACCUGAGACUCAGCGGUGCUCCAUAACACCGUAUGCUGUGGUGGGAAACACUGGAGGGAGGACGCAAUCCAUUCUGCCCGACUGUUCUCCAUCUGGAUGUGUGCAUUUAGAGCAACUCAAACUAGUCCGUGCCGCAGGGAAGAGUCUUGGGGCCAAAUAGCUUUCAAGAGCUUUAUCCCCCAAUACAUAACUCUUCAAAGAAAGCUUAAAAGCUCUCUAAUGAGCUUUAAAAGUGACUGAGGUCUUGUUUGUGUCGAUAUUCUGCAUUAGGGAUUUGAUACAGGUGCUGCCACAUCUCACAACGUUUUGUUAUUGGAUUGAAUAAAUGCUUAUAUGGUUAUAUGAGUUUUUACAUCUUCAGUACAGAUGACUACUAAACAUUUUUUUUCACUACUUUAUUUCUUGGACUUUUUAUAAGGCUAUUUAUGGGAUUUAGUGGAAAGAAAAACACAGAUGUGGAUGUACUUCACAUGGUUGAAAAUGUAUCUUGUCUUUGAAAUACUAGAAAAAAAAUUACCCACGUUUUUCUGUUUGCCAUUUUUAAAACGGAACCUUCUGCUUUGGGUUCAGUCUCGCAUUUUUUUCCAGCAAUUGCAGAUCAUAUUUUUUUUUUUUUUAUCUACAAAUAUAUGUAAAUACUGGUCAUUACAGUUACAGCUGGACCAAAACAUUUAAAAAUGGGUGGAUGAAGAAUUGAAGAUGAAAUGUUUAUCUGCAUGUGGAUCGUUUUACUGUUACUUAUUUUCGGUAAAUGGUAAUGCUUUUGUUUGAAUUUGCUUUUGUAUAUUUUAUGACUCAAUUAUCACGUUUUCUUUAAUGUAGUUUAAACUUACUUUGUUUCUCAUGGCAACACACCAUUUGUCUGCUGCUUUGAUUUUGAGAUCAUGGACUUUAAAUGUGUUCAAAUGAAAGAAAGACUCAUAUAAAUUCAUUGAGAUUGUGCCUUUUUUCCCCCGUGUAACACAGAGCUGUUAUUACAGCCAGUGUAAAUAUGUUGUGCUAUCUCAGCAUAUGAAUAGGUGAGGAGUUGUUUUACGGUACAGUUGCAUUGACUGUCAUUAUUAACAUCAAUAUGGAAAUAGGCAGCCAUCAUGUGAAAUUGUUUGCCUUGUUGAUGGUACUGCAGGACUGGAACUGAUGUCUAUACAAUUCCAGUGUUUGUACAAGUUCAUGAUCUUUACUAAACACACAUUUGUGCAUGAAAUGGGUGCUAGAUUGCACAUUUGCCCUUAAAAUC